GUGCAGUACAGUACAGUACAGUACAGUACAGUACAGUAUUCAAAGCGGGAGUGAAUCUCUCCUUCGUAACCCCAUUCAACAAAUCAACUCACCCAUACAUUCAUUCGUUCUUAACCACUAUAAAUCCAUCAUCUACCAGCUACGCGCAUUCCUCGCGUCUGAUAACGAAAAAGGCCUGCUUGCUUGCUUUUUUAUCAACAUUGUCAUUUGUCCAAAAUCCCACAUUCCACAAAUAUACAUCUGGCUACUGCAAGGUGAUUAUCCUUCUCCACAACGACAAAUUCGGGGUUUUUGGGCUGGCAGUUGGUAACUUGAUGAGAUGUCUUCUUCGUCUUCGCAACCGGUUCCUCCACUGAGGAUUCAAAAAGGUUCCAUCUCAUCUGGAUCACCAGUCAAAACUUCUACACCGCGACCACUUUCAGAGCUAGCCCCAACUGCUCAGAGGCGGAAUUCUCCAAGUUAUAAGCAAGCCACAAAGAAGAUGAGUCUCAAUCUCAAUGGAGAUUCGUCUCCAUUCCAGUCCUCCCCGUUCACUUCCGCCGAAGGCUCCUCUCCACAUCUCUUCUGGCAAAACCGUGAUCCAGGCACACCAAAUCGAGUCGGCACGGAAAAUGCGUUCAAAGAUUCUUCGAUAUCACCAACAAGAAAAUCAUCCAUCGAACGUUUACAGCGCGCGUCGCGUGUGAAGAACAGCACCAUGUACGCCAGGGAGCAGAAACUCGAAUACGACCCAAUGUCAAUACCGGUGGUUGAGAGACCACUGGCGAAGAACAUACAAGGCAAUGCUUAUGGAGGAAAAGGUCUGGAAGGGUUUAGAUCGGAGCAAAAUCGACCAUAUAACCACAUGAAGACAGAUAGUAAAAGCAGUAUUUCACUGGCCAGUCCGCCCCCUCUGAGCCCAAACAGAGAGCCCUUGAAGGUAGCAGCAGCAGCAACAAACGGUCUACGAUCACCCAGCAGAGAUCAAAUUUCUCCCACGAAAUCCUCCAUGGCAACUAGUCGAUUUACUGGCAAAGCACUUUACGAUCCAGAGCACAAUACUUUUGGCGAUGAAGAUUCGGGUGAUGAGAGAGAACGAGAGCUUCCACCUGGACGAAGUUUACACAGACAUGCGAAGAGUGUUACUUUUGAUGUAGCUCCUCCACAGAUCAACGAGUACGAAUUAGCUACACCUGAUAUAUCAUCCAUUGGAACAGGUUCUCGAGAGAACAGUUAUGAUUCCGAGGAGGAUGACGAAGAGGAUCUUUACUACCAUGACAACGGGCUUGAACAAGAUGAUAGCUUCGAUGCUUCUCUUGAGGAUAUCGAAAAGACACCGGUUGUUGGACCGGAUGACUGGAGACAUCCCAGCCCGAGAAACAGCUAUGGUCAAGGUUCUGGUUACUUCGAUGAUCCAUUUGACGGUCCAGAUGGUAGUCCAAGGCCUGAUGCUCGUCCUUCAUCCUCGGCUGGGCGACCUAGUGGAACACGCAAUGAUUCGUUAAACUCAAAUGGCGAACAUCGACCACUGCCACCUCUUCCCGGUAUGGCUGCCAAUGACCGAAGAGGUUCAGCGUCCUCGGGUAUUGAACGUGGAGCAACAAGUUCACCGAGAAAUUUGCCGACGCCACCUCCUCCAACCUCUAUCAGCAAAGCAGAUCUUCAAGGAAUGAAUGGAAACAAGCUGACUUUGGAGGAAAGAUUGCAUUUGAUGAUGAUUCAGGACGAUGAUAGGCCAAAGUCUUCUGAAGGUAGACCAAAAUCUGCCGAGAGAGAUGAGCAACGAGAACGUCGAAUGCGUCGUGCAGGAGCACGUAAGAGUCAAACACCUGAACGAGAGGCCCAGCCCAUCAAAAUUCAUGAAGACAAAGAAGACCGAGAAGAUCGUGAGGAUGAAGAUGCAUUGGAUGAUCUUCCAGGAUUGGGUUCGUAUCAAUUACCACCUCGCAUCUCACGAGAAUCGAUUUUAAGAAAGGUCAAUGGCCAGGAACCAUUUACCAGGGAAUCAGAUUACAAUCUGGAUUCGCCUCUACCUAGCUCAAGUCCCGAACGUCCAAGCACCGCUGAUAUGGCACAUAUUGACCCCGACACUCCUAUUCCAUCUACCGAGGAUUCUUUGGUCGAAUCGGCAGACGAGGAUGAUGAGGAAGAUGAGGAUGACGAAAAUAGCAUCUUAAUCAAAUCUGAGGCUGGAGACGAGGAAGGAGUUGACAUGUACAAUCUUCCUGACAUGUAUCAGCGUACCGAAUCUGGAAUGGAGAGUCAUCAGACUGAGAGUGAAGCUGGGACGGUGGAUGAUUCUGAAUUGGAGAGCCAUUAUUCCGAUGGAACAUCAUCCGAAAUGCCACUUCAUGAAAGCCCACAAUUCCAAUCGAAUAGCGUUCCAGAGGAGGACGGUCCACCAACUCCAAGAAACAUCAGUCCCUCUAGUAUCUCAUCGGAUCCGGCAAAGGAAAACAGAAGAAUUUCCCUGCCAGAGUUUUCAGGACUUCUCGCCGAUAAUACAGACUUGAGUCUGAGUCUGAGAUCUUACAUGACGCCAUCCCCUGAACCUCAAAACGAACAGGAGAGAAAGGUCUCUCAAAUGUCAGAGGCACAUGAACACUUGCAAGGAUCCAAAACACCAGAGGCGGACGAUGAAGUUGUGCACCAGGCACCAAUCAAUGAGCGUAAACAAAGUGUGACGGAAACUGAACCAGAGACGGAAACAGAGACCGAGGGAGAGACCGAGGCAGAGACCGAGGAUGAUACUCCAGAGCCACAGCAGAUUGUUCCCGAGCCUCAAGAGGAACCUGCUCCCAUGUCGCCACUCAAGAAAAUGGUUUCACGUCCAGAAUAUGAUGGAUCUGAAUGGGGACCACAAGAAGAUGAUGAGGAGGAGGAGGAAAUGUCAGAGUCUGAUUCCGUGAUUCAUCAUCCAGUUGAUGAGCCAAUUGAUCAUCCAUUCAGAGCAUCUUUGGAUCAACCAUUUAGAUCAUCGAUUGAUCAGCCAUUCCAACACCCAUUCAUUAACCCUCCUAAGAUUUCUCCUACACCACCACCGCCCUCAGACUCUCCUGGUAUUCCCGAAACAGUAGCUACUAUCAAAGCCCGAAGCGGAUCCAAACUCAAGACACGGCCAUCCGUAACACCUUCUGACCUGGCAGCCAUGCGUGAAGCUCGACGUCAAGUCAGUGGCGCUGGUCCUGUCGUUCCCCCAAUCCCGCAGCGACACCGCAAUCGCCCUUCAUUAAAUGGGGAGCAAGACCCCGAGGAUGAGGAUAAUGAUAACGAUGAUGAGAAUGAUGCGGAGAGGGGUACCAUACAGCGAGCUCCCAGCUUCAAAAAGCGAAGUCUCACACUAGACAUCGGUGGUGAUCUUGGACUUAACUUGGAGUCAGAUUUCGACCGGGUCAUUGAAUCUUCAAAGGUAGCAUAUAAUUUAACUUCUACUCACCCGAAUUUCCUUACUGGUGGACCUGGACAAGCGUCCGAAUUGUAUAACCUAACCGAAAAGAAUGACCAUGCUAACAGGAGUCCACGACAGCGAGGAUACUUGAUGCGACAAAACACCAAAGUCGUUGUUGCUAGCAGCGAUGAAAGAGAACCACGGAAUACCAAAUCAGUCGAAAACUCACCUACUAAACCAGAUAAUCGACCACAGUCUUGGGUCGUUGAACCAUGGAACGGUUCUCGUAGAAGCAGCGCUCGACCUUCCAGUCCACGCAAGAAGCCUCCAACUGGUCCAGUCCCACCGAUGCCGGGUCAUGAAAGUAAUGCCACUGGCUUAGGUAUUGUAACAGAAGGUCAAGUCGCAGAGCCUGCAUCUGAUGAAGCUACUGAGCGAGGGAGGUUGUUCGUGAAAGUCAUUGGAGUGAAGGACUUGGACCUCCCCUUACCCAAAAAUGAACGAUCAUGGUUCAGCCUGACUCUAGAUAAUGGUGUGCACUGUGUUACUACAGCAUGGUUAGAGUUGGGACGAAAUGCUCCUAUUGGACAAGAAUUCGAACUUGUUGUGCCAAAUGAGCUUGAGUUUCAAUUAACAUUGAAUGCAAAACUUGAGAAGCCACCACCACCAAAGCGCGCCCAAACUUCUCCAAUCAAAGCAUCAAAACCUUCAAAGCCUUCGACUUUCAGCCGAGUAUUUGCUUCACCCAAGAAGAGAAAGGAACUUGAGAUGAGGCAAAAGGAAGAAGAACAACGCAUUGCACAACAAAAACAACAAGACGCUCAAGCAUUGAAGAAAUCAUCGCAGCCAACUGCGUGGGAUCUUCUCUCACCGCUUGCUGCCGCAGAUGGUAGCUUUGGUAGAUCUUACGUUUGUCUAAAGGAUCAUGAGACUCGCUGCUUCGGAAGACCUUACAAUGUCGACGUUGCUGCUUUCAAUGAAUGGGCUACCGAAGAAGUCAGUCAAUCGUCGAGUGUCAUGAGCAAACGUAGCGUUCCUCCUCCAGUUCGAAAGCGCGCUCCUUAUACCAUUGGAAAGUUACAAUUGCAGCUCCUUUUCGUGCCAAAACCAAAGGGUGCAGGCGAUGAUGACAUGCCCAAGAGUAUGAAUGCUUGCAUUCGUGAGAUGAAAGAAGCCGAACUCGAGGUUGCUAGGCAAUUUGAGGGUCACCUGAGUCAACAAGGUGGUGACUGUCCUUUCUGGCGUCGUCGCUUCUUCAGAUUAUCAGGCAGCAAACUCACAGCUUACCACGAGUCAACUAGGCAGCCUCGUGUCACUAUCAAUCUUGCAAACGCCAAUAGACUGAUUGAUGAUCGAAGAGCACUAACACAAAAGGAAACCACUGCCAAAUCUGGUAAACGUCGCAAGUCUGGUUUUGCUGAAGACGAGGAAGGUUACAUGUUUGUUGAAGAAGGUUUCCGUAUUCGAUUCAACAAUGGUGAAGUCAUUGAUUUCUAUGCAGACUCGCCAGCCGACAAAGAAGCAUGGAUGUCUGUUCUCGACCCUUGUGUAGGAAAAGAACGUGCAGGCGGUAAAGGUGGUUGGUGUGAGAUGGUUCUCAAACGGGAAGAACAUAUAAUGAGGAAAGCUUCCGGAGCUUCGGGCAAGGGCCGAUCACAUUCGAGAGUUAAGAGUACCAUCUUUUGAUCUCUCUUAGCGCUUACAACAUCGGUUUACGUCGCCUUUACAACAACUGAAAGGGAUUUUCCUUUUCUUGUAUUACUUUCUGCCCGGGCGGCCUUCAUUCUAUUUCGGCAAAAUAUUGUUUCUUCUCGUGCAAAAUCGGCUAGAAGUAGAUAAAAGUUUCGUCAAUUUUAUUGACAGACACGUGCACCAUUUUUGUUUUAUACGUCAUCUCUUGAUAUGGAAGCGAGCGGGUUCAUGGCUGGGGUGGGGGAAGUGGGAGCAUAAUUCUUGACUUUUUUGUCUCAUUUGCGUUUUCACAACUGCGUUUGUAAGAUUUCUGGUUUGAGUAGUCUUAGCUAGUUUUUUUCUUUUGGCAUGCGAAGGCAACAAACUUAUUGUUUUAUUUCAAGGGUUAGGUUAUCUUUGUUUUUCUACCGUUUUUUACGUUUUCUUUUGACUGGUUGGUUUCUAGUUUGGGUUUCCUUUCUUUGGGAAUUGGAUUGGAAUGGGGGUUUAAG
Messenger RNA from Botrytis byssoidea, 5550 nucleotides. RefSeq lists its product as uncharacterized. The record is from RefSeq and is a predicted model, not a curated record. Bases 320 to 5053 code for a protein of 1577 amino acids. Gene Ontology annotation, molecular function: GTP binding. Lineage: Eukaryota; Fungi; Ascomycota; Leotiomycetes; Helotiales; Sclerotiniaceae. The transcript has 5 exons.